Hypanus sabinus (Atlantic stingray) is the source of this 717-nucleotide messenger RNA. Its product is annotated as electron transfer flavoprotein subunit beta-like. The coding region runs from base 154 to 702 and encodes 182 amino acids. The record is from RefSeq and is a predicted model, not a curated record. Gene Ontology annotation, molecular function: electron transfer activity. The transcript has 3 exons. Gene Ontology annotation, cellular component: cytosol. Lineage: Eukaryota; Metazoa; Chordata; Chondrichthyes; Myliobatiformes; Dasyatidae.
UCGAACUCACUGAGGAAGUGAUGUAGGAAUUAAAGAGUCAGGGAGGGAUGUAGGGGUCACAGACAGAGACAGACAAGGUCUCUGCCAUCCCAGUUUGACUCCCUGUCUCUUCCCGCACCCAAAACCCAGGAAACGCUGCGGACAGCCCUGGCAAUGGGAGCAGACCGGGGGAUCCAUGUGGAGGUGACGGGUCCGGAUUACGAGCGCCUGGGGCCCCUCCAGGUCUCCAAAGUUGUGGCAGCUCUGGCGAAGAAGGAGAAAGUGGACCUCAUUCUGAUGGGCAAGCAGGCAAUCGAUGAUGAUUGUAACCAGACUGGUCAGAUGACAGCCGCUCUUCUUGAUUGGCCACAGGGCACAUUUGCAUCGGAGGUGAAGGUGGAGGAUGGGCAACUGGAGGUGGUGAGGGAGGUGGAUGGGGGACUGGAGACAGUAUCCCUGCGGCUCCCUGCCGUGCUCACCUCAGACCUCCGACUCAACGAGCCGAGAUACGCCACACUGCCCAACAUCAUGGUGAGCCCCUCUCUUUCACCCUGCGUCCCUCACUCUCAGCCACUCUUCAUCACUCCCUCCUCCCUCACUGUCUCACCGGUCUCUCCCUACUCUGUCUCAGCAAGCCGAGACUACAACAGCAUGCUGAUCCUUUCCAUGGCUCGUCAUCGAGAACACUGUAGUAAAUGUAAAUACACAGGACUGACUGUGUAGAUCGAUCGAUUGCAU